Molecule: messenger RNA, 498 nt
Organism: Microdochium trichocladiopsis
Lineage: Eukaryota; Fungi; Ascomycota; Sordariomycetes; Xylariales; Microdochiaceae
Exons: 1
Coding region: 65-397 (110 amino acids)
Source: RefSeq, a predicted model, not a curated record
GUCGAGGGCGUCGGGCUGCGCGUAUGAAGACACGAUUGUGCGCAAGUACAAGGUGUGGACCAACAUGUCGGACCCGGCAGACCAUCCAAGCCUGUGCGGUGGCCUCUGGGACAACCUCAACGGCAAGGGCUACUGCGGCAUCAUGACACAUGGCGCAUCAUGCGGGACCGAGUCGGAGGGUUCCAACAGGCUCGUCUGGUGGUUUACCGUCGCGCUGUGGUGCCGCUCACGUGACAUCCGCGAGGUCUGGGCGGCCGCGACGGGCAUGCAAUACGGUGAGAUACAGUGCUCCAACCUGUACCCGUACUACCAGGAUCUGCCAUGCGCUGGGUACGAGGACAGCGUCUGGGGGUAUGACAAGCCGCCGGGCUGCACGCCUUCUCCGACCCCCCAAUAGCCGGAACAGAUCGUGUCUAGGGAGGGAUGCACCGCAGACAUGAUAUUGACUGUGGGUAGGAGGUGGUUACGGCAGGCUGUCAAGUUGGCCAUGUGUGGAUC